AUUUACUCCCACAGAACUAUUCCGUAUGUUGUUCAAGAUCAUUUCAUGUGAUCUGUUAAGAUGAAAAGUUUGACAAUAAUCUUUGCAUGGCUCACUGCUAUAUCAGCGCAUGAGCUUUGUACAACAGAUGAUAUCGAAAGACUCUCCAGGGAGAUGUCUCAACUGAGAGAAGAAAUUGGUGCCUGUAAAGAUAAAGGUUCUGUUGACACUGAUGUAAAUGACUGUACUUCCCAAAAGAAUGGAAUAGCGAAAAUCACAAGACAAAAUGGUCGCAAAUUUGACGCAUUAUGCAAAAAUGAAUGGUUGAUAGUCUUGAACCGCUUUGAUGGGUCUGUUAACUUUAACAAGGGAUGGGAUACAUAUAAGUCAGGUCUUGGAGAUGUGGAUGGAGAAUAUUUCAUUGGUUUAGAAAAUCUGGUUGGCGUGCUGAAACAAGGAAAGUAUAAGCUCCGCGUAGAGCUAACAACUUGGCCAGAUGAUGGGAGUAAGACAAAAUAUGCUGAUUAUGGAAAAUUUGAUGUUGGUGAUGAAUCUGAAAAUUAUCGACUAACAGUAGGGGAGUACUCUGGUACAGCAGGUGACUCAAUAUAUUCAAUGGUAAACAGAGAUGCUCACCUUUGGACAUUGAAUGGCUUUGAAUUUACCACAUAUGAUAGGGAUAAUGACAACUAUUUUGGGGGUAACUGCGCCAACUGGAAAAAUGCAAAUGGGAAAAGUUCAGGACCGAUGUGGUUCAACCACUGUUCAGUAGCAAGAUUUUUUGCACCCUAUAUGAAAAAUUCUCGAUGCAAAGAUCGAUGGAAUUGCAUUGUUUGGUAUUUCUGGCCUGAUAAGAUAGGAAAACCUGAUAACAGUUGGUACCAUUUUAAGGAAUUACGCUUGAUGAUAAAGCCAACCUCAUAGAUAAGAUUUUAAUGUUUUAAUGAUUAUGAUAAAAUAUUAAUAAAGCAAUAUCUUCUCUAUAAACAAUUAU
This is a messenger RNA of Owenia fusiformis, 973 nucleotides long. Lineage: Eukaryota; Metazoa; Annelida; Polychaeta; Sabellida; Oweniidae. The record is from the annotation of a GenBank genome assembly.